Molecule: messenger RNA, 4360 nt
Organism: Hyalella azteca
Lineage: Eukaryota; Metazoa; Arthropoda; Malacostraca; Amphipoda; Hyalellidae
Gene: Gr28b
Exons: 4
Coding region: 1958-3163 (401 amino acids)
Source: RefSeq, a predicted model, not a curated record
CUAGCAUGCAGCAUAAGAGGACAGGCGCGGGCCAUUCGCGUGACCCAUCCCAGGACCCAAGCCGCUGCCUAGCAUGCGGCAUAACAAGACAAGGAUUUGGUCAAUCCCGUGAUUUGCUCUAGUAAAUGGUCAUGUAGCGCUAGGAGAGCCUUAUCAGCAGAAUAUUUUCUUAAUGAUUUAACUAAUCACGAAUUCUGAUCUCAUAGCCCUUAGUAUACAAUCAUAAAUUUCCUGUAUAAGUUCAGAAGUUCAAAAUUUUCUCUUGGCAAAAUUGAUUUGGUUCAUCGACUACAUUUGCGAUGAAUUACUCAUCAGGAGACUCGUUGAUGUUAUGGUGUAUUUUUUUCUAUGAUGAACUGUGGACAAAAUUUGUACGAAAUAUAUAUUAUUUCGUCUGGUCAUAAUCUUUAUCUAACCGGGAAUAAUUUUCUGAAAACCGAUGCUGCGUAAAUUAUUUAUAUGCUGCAAUGAAGCUCGUCAGGUUUUUAAUUUUGUUAUUAAUAUAUAAGACCAGGAUCAUCUUGUGUGAUCUAUACAACUCUAGGAUCGUCGUGUGUGAUCUAUACAACUAGGGAUCAUCUUGUGUGAUCAAUACAACUCUAGGAUCGUCGUGUGUGAUCUAUACAACUCUGGGAUCAUCUUGUGUGAUCUAUACAACUUUAGGAUCGUCGUGUGUGAUCUAUACAACUCUAGGAUCGUCGUGUGUGAUCUAUACAACUCAGGGAUCAUCUUGUGUGAUCUAUACAACUUUAGGAUCGUCGUGUGUGACCUAUACAACUCUGGGAUCGUCGUGUUUGAUCUAUACAACUCUGGGAUCGUCGUGUGUGAUCUAUACAACUCAGCGAUCGUCGUGUGUGAUCUAUACAACUCUGGGAUCGUCGUGUGUGAUCUAUACAACUCUGGGAUCAUCGUGUGUGAUCUAUACAACUCAGUGAUCGUCGUGUGUGAUCUAUACAACUCUGCGAUCGUCGUGUGUGAUCUAUACAACUCAGUGAUCAUCGUGUGUGACCAAGAAAAUUCCUGAAACUUUUCACCAAUCUUUUUGAAGUUCUCUUAUUGACGAAAAAAUUAUGAAAAUUUCGGCAAUAAUUCUUUGUUGACUUGAAGUUUCAAGAUCUAUUGGGUGCAAACCAUAGAAAUUCAUCACUAAAUCAACAGUUCCCUCGUAUUCACAGGCUUUAAUUGCAAGUUACGAGCUCUUUGUGCUAUCUUAUUUAUUACAAAGGCUACAAAUUUGUUACUCAUCGACACAUUAACAAUAGCAGUCAAAACGCAUGAAAUCUACAGACUAAAAAGCUCAUUUCUUAAUGCACUAGGAAAAUCAAUUUAUGUAUGAAAGAUAACUCGAUCAAGUUCAGAGCAUGUUAGCUUUCUAACUAGAUGCCACUGAGGCUCGCUGAAAUAAUUGAAAUGACUCUAGCUUCCAUUGUUCCAUUGUAGUGGUCAUUCGUGUUGGUUGACUGGAGGUUGAAUAAACAUUGAGGAUUGCAAUCAAUAAAAUCAAUCAUCCAUGCCAACGUUGGACAUACGUGCUUGUUUGCAAGACGCUCUAGAAGUGAUAUAGCUGCAUUGAAAGUUAUUUAAUCGAUGAAUUAAUUCAGAGACUGUGUGAACGUCUUAGAGAUCAGUAUUGUUAUCAGAACAUCAGGGCUGAAGAACACGCAAGGUGCGCGGCCGGUGACUGGACAAGUGAAUUUCAUUUGAAAAUUCCAACUACAAAGAGGUUUUAACGUUUCCUAUCACUUAUUUUUCUUCUAAUUAAGCAAAUCAAGUCAUCUACAGAUAAUAGAGUUCCUUAAUUCACACCGUCUGCAGAGCACUUAGUUAUCCAAUUUACACCAUCCACAGACCACCUAAUUUCCCUAUCUACACCACCUACAGACCACCUAGUCCCUAAUAUACACCAUCAAUGGACUGCUGAAUUUAAUCUUGCAGCCAAUAAGAAAAAGUACUUGAAAUGGAGCUGGUAAAGAAUUAUACAAUGAAGAAGUGGAUGAUCUGGCAGUUCCGUUUCCUUCGAAUAUUAGGACUUGCUCCCUUUGCUUGGGUUAAUGGCAAGUACAGAACUUCUCAAGUGUAUCUGGGUUUCAGCGUAUCAUUACAAAUCUUUUUAACCAUCUUAUCAAUGUCUGAAAUAAUUAAAUCUUUCUACAACGCCUCUCAUCCGCAACUCCUCUCAUCCUCAUCCAACAUCUACAACGUGAUACAGAUUACCUGGGGCCCAGCUCACCACUUCUUUACGAUGAUUAUUGCUUGGCAUUUCCUGCUGUCUCGGAAUCGUGUUCUGAAAAUUGUACAAUUCUUUCGAAGCUCCAGCUGUAGCUUACUUGCUGUUGAUUACUCUCAACAUUUAUUGGCUUUACUGAUAGCCAUAAUUACGGGUUACACAGCGGAUUCAACGUUCCAACUCUCUGGAUGUUACGAGAAGUCCCGCACAGAUAAUAUCAGCUGCAUUUUAUACGUCGUUGGUUGGUGCGUGAAAUUUGUGUCAGGCUUGGUCCUCUCGUUUUGUUUUAACUCCUCGAUGAAGACUCUGUCGUUGGAAUUGAAAAAUGUCGUAGUAAAAAUUGUUCAUGAAAGUCAUCCCGUCAAGUAUCAGUUAUCCGCGAUGAAGAUAGCUGACGUCAUUCCAAGCAGUCUGCCUGAAAUGAAGAAAAAAGUGGCAGUCAUGAGGCGAACAAUUUACAACAUUCAUCAUUCGUUCUCCGUCGUUGCGUUCGGAAUUUUAGCUUACGAGCAACUGGAAAUGGUAUUGGUUGUUCUGCACGCUAUUUUCUUCGCUCACUCAAAGGUUCCUCACGUGCAGACGUUUCUCAUCACAGUGGCAGCAUCUGUCCCUUUGUGGCUUGUGCUCGACUCGCAGACCGCCUAUAUAAAAACGUGCGAAGAUGGCAUCCAUCGCGUCAAAAAGCUCAUCGCUGAGGUCGGCCUAAAAGGGUCGGAGCACGUGCAGGAAGUGUGGCAUCUGCGCGGCAUCCAGGCUGAGCUGGAGCGCAUGCCUCGCUUCACGAUCUUUGGGCUCUUCGAGCUGGGCCGACACUGCCUCCUGUCGAUGGGAUCAAUCGUGUUAACGUACGUCAUCAUCGCUAUUCAGUUCACAACUAGCAACAACCCCGUCACAUGCAAGCCAUUUAACUUCACCGACGGGUCAACAUCAGCCUAGAGCGCGUCCUCGAAAUUAAAAAUCAUUAAUUCAGCAGAACAUUAUAAUCAUAAGCAAGCUUGUAAUAAUUUGCGGUCAUCACAGCAGGUUGUCCGGCCGGUCUCGGCACGUGCAAAAAAAAUUGCUAGGGAACGAAUGGGAUCACAGAUACAAUAUUAAUGAAGUCAGCGAUAUCGACGCUUCUCGGGGCGGUUUUGAGGGCUGAGUAGAAGCUUAACCAGGUUUGGGAGGUAUUGCCCAGCUGUUGUCAUGAGUUCGAUGAAUCGUUUAUUCCAAAAAUCAAGAAAUGUGUGCUUACGUUUCUGAGCUGUACCUAAUAAUUAAGUUUGUGUACUGUGGCCCAAGAUAGUCUCAAAUAACAUAAAUUUAUGUCACCCCGAUUGGAGUGGUAACAUUCUGACUCGUUUUUUUUCUAUUGCAAGUAAAACCGCUGCCAAAUUGAAUCCUUUUCCUUCCAUCAUAAAAACGCACAAACGCAAAUACCUGUGAAUUUAAGAUCUAUUAGUUGAAACCCCCGAUUAUUAGAGAACUUUAUUACAUUUUGCAUUCUUUCUUCGACAGAGUGACCCAGAUUUAAACACCUCACUUUUCAUUACGCAUAUAACGUUAGCUAUAGGCUAUUGGAUAAUCACUAGCUGAUGAGCAUUAGCGGAGGUGCAUCACAAAAUAGAAUAUAGUUUAUAAAAAAUGAUAAAUGGUUUUUCUAUGAUAACAGCCACUAUUUCACAAAUUAUUUUUGAAUGUGAUGUAUGUCAAUACAGUCUGUUUGAGGCACUAUAUUUGCUUAACGAUCUAUUAAUGGGUCAUAUGUGUUCGUUUCUUGUAAUUCAAGGCCACUUGAAUAUAUGAAUGUCUGAAGGCAGCAUAUUGAAUGGUGAUUACUGUUAUGCCAGGGUUGAUGCGGCUAUGGAUCACGAGAACUUACUUUUUGAGCUGUACCUUAUAAUUAAAUUUGUGUAAGGCGGCCCAAGAAAGUCUUAAAUAACAUAACAAAUGUCACCCCGAUUGCAGUGGUAACAUUCUAACUCGUUUUUUUCUAUUGCAAGUAAAACUGCUACCGGUGGCAGAGUGGCCCAGUGGUUAAAGUUCAGAGUACCAAGAUUGGCACAGAGAGGCGCGGGUUCAAACCCAGCUCCGUGCGCCAGUUUCCGGUCAGAAUCGGCAAGGAGGCCGGGCGGUUAAGCACAGCAGAAUUGU